This is a messenger RNA of Otolemur garnettii (small-eared galago), 2588 nucleotides long. RefSeq names its product glycerol-3-phosphate acyltransferase 2, mitochondrial (gene GPAT2). Gene Ontology annotation, cellular component: mitochondrial membrane. The record is from RefSeq and is a predicted model, not a curated record. NCBI's taxonomy places the organism in Eukaryota, Metazoa, Chordata, Mammalia, Primates, Galagidae. The transcript has 21 exons. Bases 4 to 2409 code for a protein of 801 amino acids.
ACCAUGUUGGAAAGCAGACUUCAAACUCAGCAGAGGAGCAGCCGCAAUGGCCGGGAGACCAGCCUGUCGUCCUCAGGCUUUGGGAUGAAGCUGGAGGCCGUCACCCCAUUCCUGGGGAAGUAUCGUCCCUUUGUGGGUCGCUGCUGCCAGACCUGUACCCCCAAGAGCUGGGAGUCCCUCUUUCACAGAAGCAUAAUGGAUCUAGGCUUCUGCAGUGUGAUCCUGGUGAAGGAGGAGAACACCAGGUUCCGGGGUUGGCUGGUUCGGAGGCUCUGCUAUUUUCUGUGGUCCCUAGAGCAGCACAUACCCUCCUUCCAGGAUACAUCCCAGAAGAUUGUGGAAAGCACUGGGGUACAGAAAAUUCUUUUAGGGAAGACCCCAGGAGGAGCCGGAGAAGGCCAGGUGUCUGAUCUUGUGAAGAAAGAGGUGCAGCGCAUCCUGGGCCAUAUCCAGGCCUCACCCCGGCCUUUCCUGCUCAGGAACUUUGCUGCUGCACUUACCCCCUUCCCUUCUUGUGCUGGGUUUUGGCUUCCUGUGGCUUCAGGGUCGGGGCAGAUUGGCACUUCCCUCUGGCUCUCCCCGGAGCAGGGCUUGCCUCUCGUCCUCCUCUCUACUCACAAGUCCCUACUGGAUGGGCUCCUGCUGCCCUUCGUGCUGCUGUCCCAGGGCCUAGGUGUGCUCCGUGUGGCUUGGGAUCCCCAUGCCUGCUCCCCUGCCCUCAGAGCUCUGCUGAGGAAGCUUGGAGGACUUUUCAUGCCCCCAGAGGCCAACCUCUCCCUAGACAGCUCUGAGGGGGUCCUUGCAAGGACUGUGACCUAUGCAGUCAUGGAACAGCUGCUCAUCAGUGGGCAGCCCCUGCUCAUCUUCUUGGAGGAGUCCCCUGGGGUCCAGGGGCCACGGCUAUCAGCCCUGGGCCAGGCCUGGCUGGGACUAGUGGUACAGGCGGUCCAGGGGGGCAUUGUCCCAGAUGCUAUGCUGGUGCCAGUGGCUAUAACCUAUGACCUGGUCCCAGAUGCACCACAUGAAAUAUAUCAUGCCUCAGUUCCCCUGGGGCUAUGGACGGGAGCUCUGGCUGUCCUGCGGAGCCUGCGCAGCUGUUGGGGCUGCAGUCCCCGGGUCUGUGUCCGAGUGCACCUAGCCCAGCCCUUCUCCCUGCAGGAAUACACCAUCAAUGCCAGGAGUUGCUGGGGCAGCAGGCAGACCCUGGAGCAGUUGCUGCAACCCAUCGUUCUAGGCCAGUGUACUGCUGUCCCAGACACUGAGAAGGAGCAGGAGUGGACCCCUGUAACUGGGCCCCUUCUGGCCCUCAGGGAAGAGGACCAGCUCCUGGUCAGGAGACUGAGCCGUCACAUCCUGAACGCCAGCGUGGCAAGCUCAGCGGUGAUGAGCACAGCCAUCAUGGCAACACUGCUGCUGUUCAAACACCAGAAGGGCGUGUUCUUGUCGAGACUCUUGGGGGAGUUCUCCUGGCUGACAGAGGAAACUCUGCUACGUGGCUUUGAUGUGGGCUUCUCAGGACAGCUGCGGUGUCUGGUGCAACACACGCUGAUCCUGCUGCGAGCACAUGUGGCCUUGCUGCGUGUCCACCAAGGGGACUUGUUGGUGGUGCCACGGCCUGGCCCAGGCAUCACACACUUGGCACGCCUGAGUGCUGAGCUGCUGCCUGCCUUCCUAAGCGAGGCUGUGGGUGCCUGUGCUGUGCGGGCGCUGCUGGCAGGCAGAGUGCCACCCGAGGGGCCCUGGGAGCUGCAGGGCGUAGAGCUCCUGAGCCAGAAUGAGCUGUACCGCCAGAUCCUGCUGCUGCUACAUUUGCUGCCACAGGACCUGCUGCUGCUGCAGCCCUGUCAGUCUUCCUAUUGCUACUGUCAGGAGGUGCUGGACCGUCUGAUCCAAUGUGGGCUCCUGGUUGCUGAGGAGACCCCAGGCUCCCGGCCAGCCUGUGACACAGGGCGACAGCGUUUGAGUGCAAAGCUGCUGUGGAAACCAAGUGGGGACUUUACUGAUAGUGACAGUGAUGACUUCGAGGAGGCUGAGGGCCGGUACUUCAGGCUCAGCCAGCAGUCACGCUGCCCGGACUUCUUCCUCUUCCUCUGCCGCCUGCUCAGCCCACUGCUCAAGGCCUUUGCACAGGCUGCCUCCUUCCUCCACCAGGGCCAGCUGCCAGAUACUGAGUCAGGCUACACAGAGCAGCUGUUCCAGUUCUUGCAGGCUACUGCCCAGGAAGAAGGUAUCUUUGAGUGUGUGGACCCAAAUCUUGCCAUCAGUGCUAUCUGGACCUUCAGAGACCUAGGGGUUCUGCAACAAACACCCAGCCCUGCAGGCCCCAGGCUCCACCUGUCUCCUACUUUUGCUAGCCGGGACAAUCAGGACAAGCUGGAACAGUUCAUCCGGCAGUUCAUCUGUAGCUAGAACUGUAAAGUGGAAUCUAUGCUGAGACUCCUUAGCCCCAGAAUGUGGCUGUGUCCUACAGCCAGAAGAGACUACAGACCCUUAGCUGGACUAUAAAGUCUUUGAGAAUUGACUUUCCCUUGCUGUCUCUUGCUUUCUUCAUUGUAUGAUAAACAAGGGGACUGGAUGAGUCAUCUUUU